UUGUAAAACCAUAUUUCUUUAUAAAGCUCACCGACUUGUCGUCUCGUCGUGAUAUGAUUACGGUCAAAGUCAAAGCUAUCACCCCCGAACCCGAUCUUUUUUAAUUUCUUUCACCGGGACGGUGACGGCCAAAGCCAGCUUGUCAGUUUCGCCACUCUGGCGGACUUUUCGGAUUCACUGUCCAAAAUUCGUUAAUACCAAUUCUUCAUUAACUCUUUUAUUCUUUCCAUUCAUUCCUUUUUCGAAUCUCAACCAAAAAAGAAACAAACCUGUAUCACCGAAACGAAAAAAACCAAAUCACCGUCCGAUUUUCACGCCAACCGUUUCGCUCAAACUACUUCUGAAAUGAUUUUUUCCUGAUCGUUCAAGAAUGCACCCACUCUAUCGCGUAACGCAAGUACCGGAUCGCACCUCCGCCGCCGCCGCCGCUAUCACCCCUCAAUCUUUCUCAGAUUUACUAAGCAUGCCACCGCCGCCGCAUCCCAAUACGCCGUCGCUUCGAUCGCUCUCCACUCACAGCUUCCGCAUCAGCCCCGAUCACAGCCGCCUGAUCAAGCGGUCGAACUCCUCGGCGCUCGAGCGGUCCACGCGGCAAACGGCGCCCAUGUCGUCGCUGCGAGACAUGGACGUUGUGAUAAACGACAUCGUAGGGAGUGGAAUCUCUGGGGUUCUGUACAAGUGGGUGAACUAUGGCCGUGGAUGGAGGCCACGGUGGUUCGUGUUGCAAGACGGUGUUCUCUCUUACUAUAAAAUCCACGGUCCCGAUAAGAUCGCGGUUAAUCACGAAACCGAGCGCGGAUCAAUGGUGAUCGGCGAAGAGUCGUUCCGCCGUCUCUCUAGGAAUAACCGCACCCAAUCCCGCCUCCGUAAACCCGUCGGAGAAAUACACCUCAAGGUGUGUUCGAUUAGGGAGAGUAAGUCGGACGAGAGGAGGUUUUCAGUAUACACGGGGACAAAGAAGAGGCUGCAUUUGAGGGCAGAGAGUAGGGAGGACAGGGCAUCAUGGUUGGAGGCGUUGAAGGCGGUUAAGGACAUGUUCCCACGGGUGUCUAAUGCAGAGCUAAUGGGGCCUGCGGUUGAGAGCAAGGUGAUCUCCACGGAGAAGUUGAGGCAGCGUCUUUUGGACGAGGGGCUUAGUGAGGCCACCAUCCAGGACAGUGAGGACAUUAUGAGGAGUGAGCUGUUGGAGAUGCAAAAGCAUCUUGUGAUCCUCAAACAGAAGCAGUUGUUGCUCAUUGAUGCACUGCGUCACUUAGAGACAGAAAAGGUUGACUUGGAGAACACACUUGUUGAUGAAAGCCAAAGGCAAGCAACCGAGCAAGGAUCUUCCUUUAGAUCAAAGCAAGACAAAUAUAUCAGCGAGGGAAGUGGAAGUGAUUCUUAUGAUGAUAUUGACAGACAUGAAGUAGAGGAAGAAACUGAUGAUGAUGUCCAUGCAUUUUUUGAUACUCGAGAUUUUCUUUCAUCAAGUUCUUUCAAAAGUAUUGGAUCUGAAUUUCAGAAAUCACCACUUGAUUCUGAUGAUGAAGAGUGUCUUGACUCUGAAGAUGGUGUCUAUUCUAACCUGAGAUCUGUUGGAUGUCCUCAUGUUAGGCGCCGUAAGAAAUUGCCUGAACCAGUUGAAAAAGAGAGAGGGGUCAGUCUUUGGUCAAUAAUCAAAGAUAAUAUUGGGAAGGAUCUCACCAAAGUUUGUCUUCCAGUUUAUUUUAAUGAGCCCCUCUCUUCUCUACAGAAAUGUUUUGAAGAUCUUGAAUACUCAUACCUUCUAGAUCAAGCUUAUGAAUGGGGUAAAACGGGUAAUAGCCUUAUGAGGAUUCUGAAUGUAGCAGCAUUUGCGGUAUCAGGGUAUGCCUCUACAGAUGGAAGAACUUGCAAGCCAUUUAAUCCACUAUUGGGUGAGACGUAUGAAGCAGAUUAUCCAGAUAAAGGCAUUCGUUUCAUUUCUGAGAAGGUCAGUCAUCACCCAAUGGUUCUUGCAUGCCAUUGUGAGGGGCGUGGCUGGAAAUUUUGGGGAGAAAGCAAUUUAAAAAGUAAAUUUUGGGGUCGUUCAAUUCAGCUUGAUCCUGUUGGUCUGUUGACUUUGGAAUUUGAUGAUGGAGAAGUUUUUCAGUGGAGCAAGGUAACAACAUCCAUUUACAACCUCAUUUUAGGAAAAUUGUACUGCGACCACUACGGUACAAUGCGUAUAGAGGGGAAUUGUGACUACUCAUGUAAGCUAAAAUUCAAGGAGCAGUCAAUCAUUGAUAGAAACCCUCACCAGGUACAAGGUAUUGUCCAAGAUAAGCAUGGUAAAACAGUGGCAACUUUGAUUGGGAAAUGGGACGAGAGCAUGCACUAUGUAAUAGGUGAUUUCUCUGGGAAAGGGAAAGAAUUAGAUUCAUUGUUAGAGACCAGGCCUUUACUUUGGAAGCGGAGCAAGCCAUCCAAAUAUCCAACCAGAUAUAAUCUAACACGCUUUGGCAUUACGCUAAAUGAACUUACAUCUGGACUUAAGGAGAAGUUACCGCCAACAGAUUCAAGACUCAGACCUGAUCAGAAGUGUUUAGAGAAUGGGGAGUAUGAAAUGGCUAAUUCAGAGAAGUUGCGGCUAGAACAGAGACAGCGGCAGGCACGGAAGAUGCAAGAGAGAGGAUGGAAGCCGAGGUGGUUUGCCAAGGACAAAAGUAGCAAUACGUACUGUUAUAUUGGUGGUUACUGGGAAGCAAGGGAAAAGCAUAACUGGGAAGCAUGCCCUGACAUCUUUGGCCAGCUCUCAAAUGAUCAAAAUGUUGACUAACCCCCUUCCAACCCAUUUUUUCCCCUCUAUAUAGUUCUUUACCUUUUCUUCCCUUCGUUCAAUCUUCUUUCUUCACAUAAGGCCCCUUACUCUCUCAUCUCAUUAUUAUUUUUUCAUAUCAUUAUUUCUUUAAAUACACAGAAAAGGGGCUUCCAUGCUUGCCAUUUCGAGCAGCUCGAGAGGCCACAUGAAAUACAUGAGACAAUGUUGAAGAUAGUGUCAUCACUUAAUAAAAGACUUCACAAAGGCUCUGUCUCCAACUUUGCCAUCUCUAAGAGAAGAAUAUGUAGCUGCUGGCUCAUUACUUCCUGCUCUGGCUUUCAAUCGAUUCUAGCUUGGGGGUGGGUAUGGGUCGGAUUGCAGAUGCACUGAACUAAAAUUCAUGUUGUUUCUUAUUAGAAAUUUAGUUUUUUUUUUUUUUAACAAAUAUCAGGCUAUUAUACAAAAAAAUUGUAAGCUUGUUCAAUUCCCUAUUCGAAGCCAAUUAAAGCAAGGGCGCCUCAUAUCA
Molecule: messenger RNA, 3284 nt
Organism: Quercus robur (English oak)
Lineage: Eukaryota; Viridiplantae; Streptophyta; Magnoliopsida; Fagales; Fagaceae
Product: oxysterol-binding protein-related protein 1C-like
Exons: 10
Coding region: 371-2776 (801 amino acids)
Cellular component (GO): cytosol; intracellular membrane-bounded organelle; membrane
Molecular function (GO): sterol binding
Source: RefSeq, a predicted model, not a curated record